Messenger RNA from Odontomachus brunneus, 4559 nucleotides. Its product is annotated as meckelin. The transcript is spliced from 13 exons. Gene Ontology annotation, biological process: cilium assembly. Lineage: Eukaryota; Metazoa; Arthropoda; Insecta; Hymenoptera; Formicidae. Gene Ontology annotation, cellular component: ciliary transition zone; MKS complex. The record is from RefSeq and is a predicted model, not a curated record. Bases 1253 to 4378 code for a protein of 1041 amino acids.
GAGAAAGAGAGGGGGAGAGAGAGAGAGAGAGAGAGAGAGAGAGAGAGAGAGAAAGUGCGACGGACAAUGCAUCACAUGACGAUAGAACUGUUUUGACAGCUGGUCGUUUCGUACGCGGCGGCGAUUUAUUUAUUAUUUUUAUUUUUUAAGCAAACAACGAUAUGGUUUUUCAUUGGCUCUUUCUCGAGGCGAGAGAUGGCCGGAUCAUCGACACAAAUACUCCAAUAAUAGCGGUAGUUCGAAAUAGGCGUUACGGCGCGCCGUCCGACGCGUUGGAAAUAAAUUCGCAAGCUCGGAAUAAACAGAUGAUAUGACAUCUCGAAAGAGAGAAAGAGAGAGAUAGAUAGAAAGAGAGAGAGAGGCGGUGAUUCCCCGGUGGAGGACAAGCGCAGGUUUUACGUCGAGAAUCGUUCAUGCCAAAGAGGUGACAAACUAUAGUUGGCUUCUUUCGAUCAAGAGGAUCGUUUGCUCGACUUAAUUGGCGUGUACGCGUCUGGCGCGCGUCCGCUUGAAAAGUAACUAUAAUUUAGAGCAGAUCAACUUAUUACUCAAUCGCUCGUUCAUACAUCCAAAGGCAUUUUACUAUGAGCGACGCAGCGUCAUGUCUGCACGUUCCAAGUCGCGUUCCAUUCAGGAAAAUCGCGGCUCGCCGACGCGCAAGUCAACGUAUUUACCAUUCUCUCUCGCUCGAAAUAUUGAAAUUGCUAUUUAAAAUAAAGUAUAUGUACAAUUUUAAAUCUACUCGAAUGUCAAAUAGUAAUCGAGAUUUUUUUCAUUUGCAGACAUGCACGGCCAUCAAAGUAUCGAUCAUAUAUCUUUUCCUUCAGCACGAAAAGUUUUUUUUUAUAUUUAUAUUUGUUCAAUACCAAUUAUAUUUUCUGUUGUUCAAAUGAAAAAGUGAUAGUCAUAUUAUCAUUAGUGUUAUAGUAGUAUAUUUAAUAUAAAGAGAGAUUGUUUUUAUUGACGAAUUCAAUUGAACUUUUCACUCUUCACGAAUUCGUGCUGGAGAAAAAGAUACAUGAUCGAUAGAUCAAGAGUUGAAAACGCCACGGAGCUUGACUGAAAAGCGCGCCCCAGCCGUACGCGACCGAGAAGAUUGGGAAAAAAAGAUUUGGUUGGAUUAACCAAGUUUUUGUGACCAACAUAUUAUGAUGAAAAAACAAAUCCGUUUCAAGCGUUGGCAGUACUUGAACACUGAAGUUGCCGGCAUCGUCGUCAUGGCAACCAUUACCAUGGCGGCGUGUAAACAAAUAUGAACUGCAUCCGUGACAGUUGCAAUCGUUACGCGACACUGAUUGCAAUUAUUCUCCCGUCAUUCGCGGGCGCGAUUAACGUGAACAAUGACGUGCUCGAGUACUGGAUACCGAGUUCCUGCAGGUAUGACGAGUACUUCGAUACACUCUCCUUAUCGUGCUCGCGAUGUAACGCCAGCAGGAAUCUUGAGCCGGCCACGAAUCGUAAGUUUUUCACAUUUUAUUUUCUCAUGAUAUACUUAUCUGAGCUUCACGCAGGUUUGCAAUGCACGUGCAACAUAUUCAGCAGGACGAUCGGCUACGAGAACGGCAAUCCUCUUUGUGCCGCUUGCGGCCCCGACAUGAUCGCGACCGCUGAUGGAAGGGAAUGCAUCCUGCGCCCGAAUGCGACAUGCAAAUGUUCUUCGAAUCAAAUAAGACUGGACAGAAAUGUGAACGGCAUAUUGUUGGACACAGUGCUUUGUGUAACAUGUGUCCAAGGUACGUACCCAUCCGUCGACUGUUCCAAAUGCUUGCCGUGCGACGGCCGCGAGUAUAGCGGUCGUGCGAAUUGCGUGUGCCCGAGCGCGACGCACGUAAGACUACGGAAUUACUGUUUGCGCAAGGACGACGUUGCUGACUGGCCUGAUGUCAGAAGCACGUAUCUGAUGAAAUUUCAAAGCGAGAACGUGGACAGUUAUUACCUGCGAAGUGAAUUGCAAGUAGCAGUGCAUCUCUGCAAGAGGAAAGACAGAAUGGCGUGCGAACAUUUGUCGAAUAUAUGCGCCCUGACUCUCUACACGGAUGGCAUAGCUUGCAUGCUUUUUAUGCACACACCUUUGGCACCGGUGUGGUUGUUCUACAGCAAGCAAGACACUGUGUCGAUACUAAACGACACGAAGAUAACUGAGAGAUACAGUCUCAGAAGAGGAGAUAAUAGCAGUAUCCUCGACUUCGCAAUAGCCAAGUUCUCGUUGAACGGCAAAUUCUUGUCCAUCGGCAGGCCCAGUCUUCCUUGCCAGCUUUUGAGAAAUGUGAGGUUCGGUGUGAAUUACAACAAAAAAUGCAAAACCACCGCUAUCGAACUAUUGAACGCACAAGUGGAGUUAUUAUCUCCCUAUUUAAUAUUCAAGGACGGCAAUAAGUCUUUCACGCACUCGUUACCUGUGAUCGUCAAAUCUGCGGGAGAAAAUAUUGGCGAAAUCUUGCAACAGCAGUUAGUGCGAAAAUUUUUUCUAGUCGACAAUGUAAGCGGCUUCAAGACGUUACCCACGUUUAUGAACAUUGGAUUCGCGAAAGCGUCGGAGCUCUCUGUCCUUCGAUACAUGAAGUCUCUAACUAUUUUAGUGAACGUUCAGAACGGAGAAGAACAUGGCAAAAUCUUUGCGCCCUUCUUAAUCGUACAGUACGACGAACUGACACAACAGGAUCUUCUCAAUAAUCCAGAUGUCGUAAUAGAAUAUAAAGUUACAUUCACAUUGAAGGACAGUGACGUGGACUACAAUGUGCAGAUAACUAUUGGAGUGCUGACGGGGGUAGCUCUGAUAUUUUCCACGAUCAGGGCAGGGAGUUAUUACAAGCGCAAUCACAACGGCAAUCUUAGUAUAACCGUUUUAUUGUGGUUCCUGGUCUACGCAAUGGGCGCUGUUGGGAAUGUCAUCACUUUUGUGUGCAUCAGCGCGUGCGUGUAUUUGUUCGUCUUUUACAAAGGCCAAACUGUACCGUACAUUUUACUUCCCGGCGAUACCAAUGAAAAAAGAAUCCAGAUAUACAUAAGUGUAGCAUUCAGCUUCAAAAUUGUAGAGAUGAUAGGCUUCAUCUGUCAGCACUGGGAUUUAAGUAUAUUCUUCGUUGACUGGGAGCAACCGAGAACGAUACACAAUCAAGUGAAAUACGACUCGCCGCAUACCUCCCUGCGAAAAUUAUACGCCAACAGAUUUCCACGUAGCGACGGAGCAUCCACAAGAAUAUCGUCGGACAUCAUCGCAUCCAAGAGAAAGAAAAGAUUGCGUAAAACAGACGGAAAUGCGAGCCCGAGCGGGAUCUCAAAGUCUUCCGCGACUGAUAAGUACGCGCCGGACUUCUCUUCCGUUUGCUCACUGUCGAGGUCGCCUUUGCAGGAGGCAGCAGAGCAUAAUUACACUCACAACCUGCCGAUCAGCGUCUGGAGGACCUACUUUGUCGCGAACGAAUGGUGUAAACUGCAGACUAAACGGAGAAUAAACGUAGCGUUGCAGUCGAUUUACACUCUGUGCGUUUUGCAGAUAUUCGACUUGGAGUCGUGGAUGCUGGCGGUACCGGAAGCGAACGUUGCAGACAAAUCUGAAGUGAAGAAUAAUUUUACGCUGCAAUACGCGAUUUGUACGUUUGUAUAUAUAUCUGUGUACUUUAUACAAUGGUUGAUCCGCAUCAUGUUUUAUGAGCGGUACAUCCGGAACAGAUUGCAGAAAUUCGUAGACUUGUGCUCAGUUGCGAAUAUCAGCGUACUCAUUUUGGCGCACAAUUAUUAUGGUUUCUACAUCCACGGCAGAUCUGUACAUGGAUAUGCGGAUACCGAUCUUCCUACGCUAAUAAACGACUUAAAGAAGGAGGAGGACAACUUGUGCGCACAUAGAGGCCUGGUACCUGGAACGACCGAGCAGACUUUUAUAGUAUCAUUGACCCAGUCUUUCAAAUCUUUGUACGACGAGCUUAUGAAGCAGAAGGAUAAUGGAAAUAUAGGAGCAUUCAGAAGUAGUGAAACACCUUCUAAAAGCUGGAAACAAUUGAACGAAAUCAGAUCGAAAGUGAGAAUAUUUCUGACACAAUUCCUAGAUCAUUGCUCAGAAAGUGAGGAUUAUAUAAUUAAGGAACAACAUAUAUUGGAGAAACUGUGCGAUGUUUUUUUCCAAGAUGCCAAAGAUAAAUCUGUCUUCUAUAUCGAUAACAAUUAUUCCUUCAACAGAGUGAUACUUUACGGAAACGAAUGGCUACUAGCGACCUUUGAGAUCACCGUAUUCGCGUUCUUUCUGGCAUUGUACGGCACUUAUGUACUCGCCUGUAUAACGACAGUUCUCGUAUCGCAGUUAUUUCUGAUAAUCAUCAGAUUUAAUGUUAAGAGAAAUCUCUGCAACAAGUCAUUAUUGGAUAAGAGAUUUUUAAUGUAGAGGUUGUAAAAUUAAUUAUAACUAAAUUAUGGCUAACUAAAUUAUAAUAGAUAUAACUUAUAAUAAAUAUUAUAACAUAUUAAUAUUAAUAGUUAUUACUUCAAAUUUGUUUCGCAUGAGAUAUUCAAAUCUGAAUUUAGAAUUAGAUCUGUUUCUCAGUUAAAACAUAUAUAUAUAUGAC